This is a messenger RNA of Hemicordylus capensis (graceful crag lizard), 1007 nucleotides long. RefSeq names its product nuclear receptor 2C2 associated protein (gene NR2C2AP). NCBI's taxonomy places the organism in Eukaryota, Metazoa, Chordata, Lepidosauria, Squamata, Cordylidae. The coding region runs from base 227 to 643 and encodes 138 amino acids. The transcript is spliced from 6 exons. The record is from RefSeq and is a predicted model, not a curated record.
AACAGGAAGCCAGGAGGAGGCACAUGGCAAUUUCUGGCUCGCCCCCCUGGCUCUGUGGUUGGUGCUGCUCCUCCCUGGAAAAGAGAAAGGAGCCCCCCAGGAGGACCCGUGCAAUAGUGGGGUGCCGCAGAGAAGACCCACUCCUUGUAACCCUCCGCAGGUUGUUUCUAACCGAGUUGUCAUCAGUGGACUUACGCUGCCAGGUGGCAGAUUUGUCGGCAUCCAGAUGGCUUCCUUGAUUUGUCCUGAGACCAUCAGCAGGGUCAGCUCCGUCCUUAACCGAGAGGUAAAGCAGUUUGGGAAGAAGUACAUGUUUGAUGGGAACGAAGAGACCUGCUGGAACUCGGACCAGGGCACCAUCCAGUGGUUGACGCUGGAAUUUCCACAGCCCGUCCAGGUUUCCCAAAUCCAGAUUCAAUUCCAGGGAGGCUUUACCAGUCAGAAAUGCACGUUACAAGGUUGCAGGAAAGGAGAGGAGCUUUCUCCAGUUACUUCCUUCUAUCCUGAAGAUACCAACUCCCUCCAGAACUUCCUCCUCCCCGAAACAACAUUGGAUAAACUGAAGAUCACCUUUGAAAACAGCACAGAUUUCUUUGGACGAAUUAUCAUCUACUCCCUCGAUAUUCUUGGGGGAAAGCUUUGAUGCAGAAGGGAAGCAACUUUAAACACAGCUGUGGCCAGUUCUCCAUUUCGAUGGCUGUCCAAGAACUUCCCACACGUCCCAAGGUGACAUUCCCAAAAUACGUUUUGGGUCUUGAUGUCCAGACAGCCCUACUCCAUUUCCACACAGCUGAAUUCAGGACAGUGUAUAUCUGCCAGAUUUCCCCCUUUUUCUUCCACCAUUUCUUUUGUGGACCAUUUCUCUCUCCUACGGGCAAAGUAACGUGUGGACUUCAUUCAAACAGCCACCUGGGCUCAUUUUAUGGAGCCGAAUCUGAAAAGAUGGGAGUCUUUUCCUUGUAUCCGCACUUCAGCAUGCCUUCCGAAAAUAAACGAGUUUUCAAGUA